Messenger RNA from Populus euphratica (Euphrates poplar), 982 nucleotides. RefSeq names its product zinc finger protein ZAT10-like. Gene Ontology annotation, biological process: regulation of DNA-templated transcription. Gene Ontology annotation, molecular function: DNA-binding transcription factor activity; transcription cis-regulatory region binding. Gene Ontology annotation, cellular component: nucleus. The record is from RefSeq and is a predicted model, not a curated record. The transcript has a single exon. Bases 132 to 878 code for a protein of 248 amino acids. Lineage: Eukaryota; Viridiplantae; Streptophyta; Magnoliopsida; Malpighiales; Salicaceae.
UCACUCUUAACUCAUAAAAUUCACUCUUCUUCUAUCACAAAAACAAGCUCUCUCUCUCUCUCUCGCUCUCUCUAGAGUUAUCAGCAAUUCAUCACUCCUCUUCUGCUUUCUAUAUUAAGAAAACGAAUCAGAUGGCAUUAGAAGCUUUAAACUCUCCAACUGCAGCCCCCACAUCGUUUCAAUUUGAGGAUUUAAGCCUCCCCUGCGCGGGAGAGCCAUGGGUAAAGCGCAAGCGCUCUAAGCGUCCACGUCUCGACCACCAGCCUACUGAAGAAGAAUAUCUCGCUCUCUGUCUUGUCAUGCUAGCUCGAGGUUCCACCAAUCUCCAAUUCUCCACUUCAGGCCAUCAGAAGUCCCUCACCCCAUCAACAGUUUUCACAUCUUCCGAGCUAAAAAAUAGUUACAAGUGUUCCGUAUGCAACAAGGAGUUUCCUUCAUACCAAGCCCUAGGCGGUCACAAGGCGAGUCACAGAAAACUAGCUGGAGGCGGCGAAGACCAAACUACUUCCAGUACAACUACUUCUGUCAUAACAGCAACAAAAACCGUAUCUAACGGAAGCGGUAAGACUCACGAGUGCUCCAUCUGCCACAAGACUUUUCCCACUGGACAGGCCUUGGGUGGUCACAAGAGGUGUCACUAUGAAGGCAUCAUAGGAGGCGGCGAAAAGAGUGGUGUCACUUCAACUUCUGAAAGUGCUGGAUCUACUAACACUCGCACUCAUAGCCACAACGAAUUUGACCUCAAUAUUCCUGCCUUGCCAGAGUUCUCUUCAUGUUUCUCUGUAUCUGGUGAAGAUGAAGUUAUGAGCCCUCUACCGGCAGCGAAAAAGCUUCGUAUUUCGAUGCCACCCAGAUUUGUAGUCUCCCAAGCUCAGUAGAAAAAUUAUAACCUCUGUUAGGCUGUGUUAGGUGAUGUCAAUUUAGAGAUUUAUUCCAUUGUUUUGACUUUUUUAAUUUAUUUAAUUAAUUUUUUUUGUGCAUA